UUAGUUUACGGAACUGCUAGCAUUUUUGCUAAAAUAUAUCUUUUUCCUUAUUACCUUUCACUUAAUUGUGAAUUUUGAUUUUUUUGGGCACGUUUAUGUGAAGAAUCGUUAUUUUAAUGCUGGAUUCUAUCAACCAAGCAAAACGUUUUAUUUGUUUUUAACCAAACCGAAGAGUUUCUGAUGCUAGCUGCAUAAGUUGCAUAUAUGAUGGCAAGAGUUACUCCUGGAGCAUUUAUUGUCCCUGACUGGCAUCGAUGUAAAGAUAGCAAAGAAUACUUCAACAAAAUUAUACAAAAGAAGAAUCGGAAGAAUUUUGGUCUGUUGGAGUCUCCUGUGAUGCCCCCACAUGCAGCCGUGGAUACACUUGAUUAUAAGGUUUUCAUCUCUGGUAAGAGUGGAGUUGGGAAAACAGCUCUCGCUGCACGCCUUGCUGGUCUAAAUAUUCCUAGUGUGCACCAUGAAACUACAGGGAUUCAGACGACAGUGGUGUACUGGCCUGUGAAACUGAGGGAAAAUGGCAGAGUGCUUUUCUUCCGUCUGCAGUUGUGGGACUGUGGAGAGAAUGCCUUACGCAGAUUUGACCAUUUGCUUCCAUCCUGUAAGGAACAGGUGGACGCUGUCCUCUUCCUUUUUUCCUUCACCGACAGGACAUCCUUCCAAGAUUUGUCAAAUCAAAUGACUAAAUGGACCGAGUCAACAGACUGUCUUGUCAAAGUGGUGGUUGGUACAAAGUUUGACCUCUUCAUGCACUGCGAUGUGGCAGAGAGAGAUGUCAGGAAGUUCCAGGAGACAUGGAGGUUACCGGUGUUCCACUCAGGUGGGGAGGUCAGCGAUAGGCUGGGUGACGUAGCCCCCAUACUCAACUGUCUCGCCGAGAACCUGUGGCAUCAGGACUGUGUUAGAGCUGGAGCAGCUGGUCGGCAACAGCAGCACAAGACAAGGACUCUACCUUAAAAAUCCCUGAUCAAAGUCAUUUUGGUAUAUUACAGUCUAAAGGGAGCGACCGGUAUCUCCUAAUAUGCAGUGACGACAAUGGGAGCAGGAAUCUAAUGGAUAUUUUGUGGCUAAAAAAAAAAAAAAAAAGCUACAAUUUCAAGGCAAAACUCAUUUCCAUGCAUUAUAUGAACAGGUUUUUUUUUCUGCUGUAGAGUUAGCUUUCAAAAUAAUCAAAACUGCAGUUAUAACUGCUACCUGUGCAGCUUUUCCAACCUCUGUACCUUUGAAUACUUAGAAUCAGCAGUGAUUGGCCUCCAGAUCUCUUCCCAAUUAUUGUGUAGACUAUAGCAAAAAUUCUGCAUUGCAAAUCUUCGUCAAAGUCUUGUCACAUUGUGGCUUUAACAAGUUAUAAUUAAGUUUGACACCUCUGCCUUAAAUUAACACACUGCCAUACAUGCUUCAGGAGCCACACACACCUAAUUUCAAUAACCAAUCAUAUGAAACUAAAAAGGUGUUUAAGUAGAAAAUAAAUAGUACAGCAAAAUAUCUGAUGCAUCGUCUGUUACUGGUUUUCAUAAACACUAUGUAAAUGUUUUCAUGACGUGAAUCACUUUGAACUGCCUUGUUGCUGAUGCAUGCACUACAAAUAAACUUGAUCGAGGAGAAGCCAAGCUCCAGUCCUGCAACCUUUAGAUGCUUCAGCAGAGGAUUAGCAGAUCUCUGUAGAGCUUGUCUGCUUGCUAGUGAGGCAGUUUUGCCAUUUAAUUCAUUGUGUAGGACACAUCUAAAGUUACAGGACUUAGGCCCUCAAGGAAUGCAGUUUGAAACCUUUGUAUUACAGCGUCAGGAGAACCAGAACAGAAAUGCUGGCUUGUGUGAACCAGCGUUUCUGGUUCAUACAAGCUGAUGUGAUCAGUUUCUGUGAACUGAUGUUCAGAUGAACCGUUUGAGUCACAUAAAUCGGAGGUUCUUCAGAUU
Molecule: messenger RNA, 1914 nt
Organism: Xiphophorus maculatus (southern platyfish)
Lineage: Eukaryota; Metazoa; Chordata; Actinopteri; Cyprinodontiformes; Poeciliidae
Gene: cplane2
Product: REM2 and RAB like small GTPase 1
Exons: 5
Coding region: 205-954 (249 amino acids)
Molecular function (GO): GTP binding; GTPase activity
Source: RefSeq, a predicted model, not a curated record